AGCCAGUGCGCAGGUGAAACCGACUCCGACCUAUCCCGGGAACUUUCGCUGCGGGGACUCGCUGCGACAGGCCAGCGUCGUUCAGGGGCGGCCCGGGAGCCGCCCUCUGCCACCAGGGUUGAGCGCGGGGAAUCAGCCUGGGCGCCCGCCCCUAGGGACCCUCGGCCCUCCCGGAGCGCCCUAGGGAUGCGGGCGGCGCCGGCCUCCCCGGCUGAUGGAGGCGGGUGGCGCCACCCGGAGCGCAGGUGACACUCGCCAGGCCUGGGUUUCGGUCGGAGGGGAAGUGCGCUGGGAGCUUGAGACGCAGCCGCCCCAGGCACUAGGGACCGGGCAGCGAUGGCCGGAGAGCUGAGCCAGGAGGCACUGCUGGACUUUCUGUGCCAGGCCGGGGGCCGCGUGCGUAACGCAGAGCUGCUGAGCCACUUCAAGAGCUUCCUGCGCGACCCUCACGUGCCUUCAGGCCAGCUGCAGGAGCGUCGCGAGCUCUUCAAGGGCUUCGUGAACUCGGUGGCCGCAGUGCGCCAGGACCCCGACGGCACCAAGUACGUGGUGCUCAAAAGGAGGUACAGGGACCUGCUGGGGGAGGAGGGCCUGCAGCGACCCGCCCCCACAAACGGACAGCCGCGAAGCCACCGCCGCCUUGACCCGGAGCCGCAGAAGCGGCCGGCAGGUGCGGGGACCCGGGUGGACGUAGGUGACGAUGAGUUAGUGGGCAGCAGCUCACGGAAGGCGGCCGGGCCAGAUCCUGGCCCGGGGGACAGCUCGAGCCAGAGGACACUGGGACCAGAGGCUGCUCAAGCCAGAGGCAGGUGUGCGGCGGUGGGGACGCGGGGACGCUGCUGCUGGGAGUGCCAGCAGAACGGCUGGGGCCAGCCCACGGAACAGCCGCUGCCCGAAGAUCUCGGAGACCCUGUAGCCGCCUGCGAGAAGCCAGAGCGUGCUGCGCCUGCCCGGGAUGACCUCGGAGCUCCGGGGUGGCUGCGGGAAGGAGCGGCGGCCGAACGCGCGCCUGAGUCUGUAACGCCUGUCUGGGCUCCGGCCGCCGUCGAGGCUGCUGGCAGCCCGACGUCCCCGCCCGCUCUCCCGCCCUACCCUGCUCCCUCCAGAGAGCCACUGGAGCUGUUUACCGCCGGCUUCCCGAACCAUUCAACCCAGCAGCUGCAGCAGCAGCAGCAGCGCACUCGAGAGUGGGUAGCCAGAUACCCGCAGGCGCCUGAGGCCGGGAUCCAGGGGCCCAUUCGCGCCUGGUCGGUGUUGCCAGACAACUUCCUCCAGCUACCUUCAGAAACCGCCUUUGGGGUCUCGGAGACCAACUCGGCGCUGCCUGAACCUGCUCUGUCUUUUCAUUCUCUCCUUCCUGGGGUUCCUGACGAGUCCUCAGAAUCCUGGCCGGGGAACCCUCCACCCACUGUCUUUCGAAGCAUUCGUUGUCAGCUAUCCCUCCAGGAUCUGGAUGACUUUGUGGAUCAAGAGAGCCAUGGCAGUGAGGAGAGCAGCAGUGGACCCAAAGAAUCUCCCGGAACCCCGGAAGAGGGGCUGCAAACUGUCCUGAGAACUUCCUCUUGGGGAGAGCUCAGGGAUCCAGUUGAGGAUCAGUUUGUAUCACCAAACGAAGGCAGUCCCUGCCUGAUCCCGCGGGGCCUCCGCAAUAGAGGGAAUGUGCCCAGUUUUCGGAAGGCCCCAACGGUUGCUAAAAGCCUUGGGGACCACCCCCAGGAGACUUUCCCUGCCCCCAAGUUCCGGAGGUCUGUCAGGAGGAGCUCUAGAACAGGGAGAACCAAAUCUCCCUCUUCCUCAGACGAGGAGCAUCUUGAUGAGGACUUGUUGAAAAGGAGCCGGCGCCCACCUCGGUCCAGGAAACCUUCCAAGGCAGGAGCCCUGGCCAGCCCAAGGGUGGAUGUUGUUUUGAUACAGAAAUUGGCAAAUGCUAACGCUGUGACUGGCCAGCCACACUCCUCAUGGGUCCCCGGCAGGGAUGGAUCUGCAGCCUUGAUACCCCACAGACCUUCGGAGCACAGGUCACCUCUUGUCCCCUUAGAUGCCAGGGAGCAUGAGUGGAUUGUGAGACUUGCCAGCGGCUCCUGGUUUCACGUGCAGAUGUUGUUCUGGGAGGACCCCCAGCUUGCUUUGUACAGAGACUUCCUAACGGGGUACACGGCCUUGCACUGGAUAGCAAAGCACGGCGACCUGAACGCCCUUCAGGACUUGGUCUCUGGAGCCCGGAAGGCAGGGGUUGCACUAGAUGUAAACGUGAGGUCCAGUUGUGGCUAUACCCCACUGCACCUUGCAGCUAUGCACGGGCACCAGGGAGUCAUCAAAUUGCUAGUGCAAAGAUUGGCUUCCCGGGUGAACAUUCGGGACUGCAGUGGCAAGAAGCCGUGGCAGUAUUUGAACAGUAAUGUCUCUGGGGAAACGUGGAAGCUCCUGGGUGCACCCCGGGGCAAACCCAUCUUCCCUGUCUAUUCCUUAGUCCAAAGCUCUUCCCCAGCCAAGAAGGUCAAGAGCCGGGAAGUGUCUAGAACUGUCACCCGGAAGACUUCCUUGGCUGCUUUGCUCAAAACUCAGCACAACAAAUGGAAAUUGGCCAGCCAAUAUGAGAAAUUCCACACCCCAAAAGACAGAGAAGAGUAUAGUGACUAAGGUGGGUUCUUCUAAGGGAGUUCGUGCAUACACACACACACACACACA
Molecule: messenger RNA, 2688 nt
Organism: Rattus rattus (black rat)
Lineage: Eukaryota; Metazoa; Chordata; Mammalia; Rodentia; Muridae
Gene: Sowahb
Product: sosondowah ankyrin repeat domain family member B
Exons: 1
Coding region: 337-2640 (767 amino acids)
Molecular function (GO): protein binding
Source: RefSeq, a predicted model, not a curated record